CCUCCCGCCCCAAUCUGGUGUACCCCUGCACCCUGCGUCCCGGCCCCGAGUCCCUCUCCUCGCUCCCAAGUCCAGCCCUCGCCCCGCCCCGGCCCAGCCGCCAUGGAGCGCUGGCCUUGGCCGUCGGGCGGCGCCUGGCUGCUCGUGGCGGCCCGCGCGCUGCUGCAGCUACUGCGCGCAGACCUGCGUCUGGGCCGCCCGCUGCUGGCGGUGCUGGCGCUGCUGGCCGCGCUCGACUGGCUGUGCCAGCGCCUGCUGCCCCCGCCGGCUGCACUCGCGGUGUUGGCUGCCGCCGGCUGGAUCGCGUUGUCCCGCCUGGCGCGCCCGCUGCGCCUGCCGGUGGCCACUCGCGCGGUGCUCAUCACCGGCUGCGACUCUGGUUUUGGCAAGGAGACGGCCAAGAAACUGGACGCCAUGGGCUUCACGGUGCUGGCCACCGUGUUGGAGUUGAAUAGCCCCGGCGCCCUAGAGCUGCGUGCCUGCUGUUCCCCUCGCCUAAGGCUGCUGCAGAUGGACCUGACUAAGCCAGCAGACAUUAGACGUGCGCUGGAGUUCACCAGGGCUCACACCACCAGCACUGGCCUGUGGGGCCUGGUCAACAAUGCAGGCUUCAACGACAUAGUAGCCGACGUGGAGCUAUCUCCAGUGGCCACAUUCCGCACCUGCAUGGAGGUGAAUUUCUUUGGUGCAUUGGAGCUGACCAAGGGCCUCCUGCCGCUCCUACGCCACUCAAAGGGUCGCAUUGUGACAGUGGGUAGCCCAGCAGGAGACAUGCCAUAUCCAUGCUUGGCAGCCUAUGGGACCUCCAAGGCAGCCAUGGCACUGCUCAUGGACUCAUUCAGCUGUGAACUGCUUCCCUGGGGGAUCAAAGUCAGUGUCAUCCAGCCUGGCUGCUUCAAGACAGAGUCAGUGAGAAAUGUGAGCCAAUGGGAACAGCGCAAGCAAUUACUACUGGCCAACCUGCCCCAAGAGCUGCUGCAAGCCUACGGUGAAGACUACAUCGAACACUCGCAUGGGCAGUUUCUGCAUUCGUUGAGCCUGGCCCUACCUGACCUCAGCCCGGUUGUCGAUGCCAUCACUGACGCGCUGCUGGCAGCUCGGCCACGCCGCCGCUAUUACCCAGGCCGUGGCGUGGGGCUCAUGUACUUCAUCCACUACUACCUGCCAGAGGGCCUGCGGCGCCGCUUCCUGCAGAACUUCUUCAUUAAUCCCUGUCUUCCCAGAGCACUGCGGCCUGGCCAGGACACACCCCAGGCCCUAAAACCCAACCCAAACCCUUCCCCGGUGGCAGCUCGGUGAGCUCUGUGUAUAUAAGGCCUAGCUGCUCCAGCAUAGGAGGCUCUGUGAGCCCUUGGCUCUUCCCUGGCUAUUAUGACCCCCCCGAAGCCUAUCCUAGAGCCUAGCCUAAACCACCCCAGCCCUACCCACUGCAGAUGCCCAGUCCAGGCCCAGAAGGCUGAGGUUUUCCAGUGAGCUUCUGGGCCUCUCUAAUGCUUCAUGAGCCUACAAAGACACCUCUUGGGCACAGUGUUCCACCCUUCAGCUUGGAGAACCCAGUUGAAUGGGGAGUUUAGUGCACGAUUUAGCUGUAGCCUUUGACAGGACCCUACAAACAGUACCUCUGCAAAUUAAGGAGUGACUGGGUGAUUAGGGACCCCUCCAGGAUUGUUUCUCAGCACCCGUGCCUCAGUGGUGCAAAUCCAUGGUUAAAUUCCAACUGUCUCUUGACCAACUCAAGAAUUGGAAGCCCAGCCUCUCUCCCCAAGCCAUAAGGAA
Molecule: messenger RNA, 1776 nt
Organism: Marmota flaviventris (yellow-bellied marmot)
Lineage: Eukaryota; Metazoa; Chordata; Mammalia; Rodentia; Sciuridae
Gene: Hsd11b2
Product: hydroxysteroid 11-beta dehydrogenase 2
Biological process (GO): glucocorticoid metabolic process
Cellular component (GO): intracellular membrane-bounded organelle
Molecular function (GO): 11-beta-hydroxysteroid dehydrogenase (NAD+) activity
Source: RefSeq, a predicted model, not a curated record